This is a messenger RNA of Ricinus communis (castor bean), 1334 nucleotides long. Its product is annotated as GDSL esterase/lipase At4g28780. The coding region runs from base 61 to 1197 and encodes 378 amino acids. Lineage: Eukaryota; Viridiplantae; Streptophyta; Magnoliopsida; Malpighiales; Euphorbiaceae. The transcript has 5 exons. Gene Ontology annotation, molecular function: hydrolase activity, acting on ester bonds. The record is from RefSeq and is a predicted model, not a curated record.
AAACCAUAUCUUCCUAUUCAUAAAGUUAGGCCCUUUGCCUCUGAGAAAGAGAAAAGAAAUAUGCUAAAAAACAUCACAAAUUGCUCCAUGUCUGGCCUUAAGGUUACUUGCACUGUGAUGACUGGUGCCUUACUGGUGGCAACGCUCAUAGUUUCACCUUAUACGACAGAGGCAGCUCGUGCCUUCUUUGUAUUUGGUGACUCUCUUGUUGACAACGGCAACAACAACUACUUAGCUACUCCUGCUCGGGCUGAUUGUCCCCCUUACGGUAUUGAUUACCCGUCUCACCAGCCGACUGGCCGCUUCUCUAAUGGCUUAAGCUUUCCAGAUAUCAUCAGUGAAUCAAUGGGCUUGGAGCCAACAUUGCCAUAUCUGAGUCCUGAACUCAAUGGCCAGAAACUACUUAAUGGUGCCAACUUUGCUUCUGCUGGCAUUGGAAUCCUCAAUGACACCGGAUAUCAAUUUGUGAAUAUAUUAAGAAUGUGCAGUCAGUUUGAACUAUUCCAAGAGUACCAGGAAAGAGUUAGUGCAAUGAUCGGACAAGCUCAGGCUCAGCAGCUUGUAAACAAGGCAGUAGUUCUCAUAACAUUGGGUGGAAAUGAUUUUGUUAACAACUACUUCUUGCCCACGUUCUCACUGAGAAGGCAACAGUUUUUAAUCCCUGCUUAUUGCCAGUAUCUUGUCUCAGAGUAUAAGAAAAUUCUCGUGGAGCUGUACGAGUUGGGAGCUAGAAGGGUCUUAGUGACUGGAACAGGACCACUGGGUUGCGUUCCGGCUGAGCUAGCCUACUUUGGGAGCAGGAACGGAGAAUGUUCACCAGAGCCUCAAAGAGCUGCAGCAAUAUAUAAUUCUCAGCUCUUCCAAAUGCUUCAAAGACUCAACAGCCAAAUUGGCUAUGAUGUAUUUAUUUCUACCAAUGCAUUUGACAUGAACCUGGACCUGAUCAACAAGCCCCAAGAAUUUGGUUUUGUCACAUCAAAGAUAGCAUGCUGUGGGCAAGGACCAUACAAUGGGCUAGGAACAUGCACUGUACUUUCAAACCUGUGCAAGAACCGAGAUCUGUAUGUGUUUUGGGAUCCCUUCCAUCCAACAGAAAGAGCAAGCAGGGUAAUCGUGCAGCAGCUAAUGACAGGAUCCACCAAGUACAUGAACCCUAUGAACCUAAGCACAAUCAUGGCACUAGAUGCCAAUAUCUGAGAUAGUAUUAUGAUCUGUCAUUUCUAUAUCUACAUACUUAGGAGUUGCCUAUAUAUUAUGUAUUUCCUACUUUUAUGCCCAAAAUGGAGGUAUUGUGUUUGUUUGUUCUACUAUAAUGAUUUGUGUGUUUGUGUUUU